Molecule: messenger RNA, 704 nt
Organism: Lemur catta (Ring-tailed lemur)
Lineage: Eukaryota; Metazoa; Chordata; Mammalia; Primates; Lemuridae
Gene: DNAJB8
Product: DnaJ heat shock protein family (Hsp40) member B8
Exons: 1
Coding region: 1-702 (233 amino acids)
Biological process (GO): protein refolding; positive regulation of proteasomal ubiquitin-dependent protein catabolic process
Cellular component (GO): cytosol; endoplasmic reticulum membrane
Molecular function (GO): ATPase activator activity; Hsp70 protein binding
Source: RefSeq, a predicted model, not a curated record
AUGGCCAACUAUUACGAGGUCUUGGGGGUCCCGGCCAGCGCGUCCCCGGAGGACAUCAAGAAAGCCUACCGCAAGCUGGCCCUGAGGUGGCACCCGGACAAGAACCCCAACAACAAGGACGAGGCCGAGAAGAAGUUCAAGCAGGUGUCCGAAGCCUACGAGGUCCUGUCGGACUCCAAGCGGCGCUCCCUGUACGACCGGGCCGGCUGUGACAGCUGGCGCUCGGGUGGCGGGGCUGGCACCCCCUACAGCUGUCCCUUCGACACCGGCUACACCUUCCGGAACCCCGAGGACAUCUUCCGCGAGUUUUUCGGCGGCCUGGACCCCUUCUCCUUCGACUUCUGGGACGCCCCGUUCGGCAGCGACCGCGGUGGCCGGGGACACGGGCUCCGGGGAGCCUUCGCCACCGGCUUCGGGGAGUUCCCGCCCUUCGUGGAGGCUUUCUCGUCCUUCAAUGCCCUGAGUCGCCGCGGUGGCGGCAGCCGGACCACCUUCUCGUCCACCUCGUUCGGGGGCCCCGGGCCCGGCAGCUCCGGGUUCAAAUCGGUGAUGUCGUCCACCGAGGUGAUCAACGGGCACAAGGUGACCACCAAGCGCGUCGUGGAGAACGGGCAGGAGCGGGUGGAGGUGGAGGAGGACGGGCAGCUCAAGUCGGUCACCAUCAACGGCAAGGAGCAGCUCAAGAGGGUGGACAGCAAGUAGGC